Lethenteron reissneri (Far Eastern brook lamprey) is the source of this 12713-nucleotide messenger RNA. Its product is annotated as interferon-induced very large GTPase 1-like. Lineage: Eukaryota; Metazoa; Chordata; Hyperoartia; Petromyzontiformes; Petromyzontidae. Gene Ontology annotation, molecular function: GTP binding. The record is from RefSeq and is a predicted model, not a curated record.
UGAAAAUUAUAUCUCAUUGCCCGACUCCUCAAAACACUCAUUCUUCAUACUCUAUCCUCACUGCCGCGGUAAUAUGCAAUAUUUAACAACUCGAAGGGCAUACGCUCACAAUCUUUAUUUCACGUCCACACACGCGUUCUGUCUCUCACACACAGGCACACACGCGCAUUCGUUAUUAUCAAGCACUGGGUGGAGUCUGGGAAGCUCCACCUUUUUGUGAAUCUGAAUAUAAAGCCGGGGUGAAUCCAGAGAGCAGAAGAGACGGAGCGAAUGACUUGCGCUCUACGGCUUUCUAUCACCUGAACAUACUGGACACAAUGCAACUCCACCGCACCCUCGCACUUGUCUGUCUAUAAGAGGGUCAGGAAGAGAGUUCCAGCCUCCUUUGUGCUCUGAGCAAGCAAGAGGCUAUGUCUGAAGAGGAGGAACACGACGUAAAAGCUGAGGAUGAGCUUGCCAAAGUACUUAGAGACUUAGGUAUUAAUACAACUUAUUGGAUUCCAAAACUACGAGAUAUUUUGGAUAUCACCAAUGUACAAGCAUUGCAAUAUUUUGGCCCUGAGGAAUUUGAAAUCAUAGAACCACAUUGCCGGCAUUCAUGGGAGAAAAAGGCAUUGUGUAAGUUAGUGGGAAUGUCGGGCAAUGAAGUUGUUUUAAAACAAUCACAACAAUGUGAGCCAAUUGGAAAUAAACAGAAGCAAGAUGCACCAACAAAGCAGCAUCCAGAACAAAUCCAUCAGAAAAGAUUAAUUCACAGUGGUGAGGCCAACAUAGAGACUGAGACAGAGCAGCAAAUGAAAUUGAAAGGAGCAAAAGAAACCCCAUUGUGUGAUGGCAGCCAUUCCAAUGAUAUGGCAAACACUUCUCUAAAGCAGUUAAAUUUAGCAGACAUUUCAACUUUACGUGGGACUAUUUCACGUAUUUUACAAAAUGCAUCUAAAGGACUUGCUUUGGAGGGGGUGUAUCGAACUGGUCAAAUAAAGGAUAGGCUAAAGAAAAGAGGCAAACUCUUAAACAUCCCAAUGUCGUUUGAUCUUGCUGGGCCAGUACAUCAGCCGAUGAUAAAGCUACAAGAGUUUUCAUCAUCUGAAGAGGAAAACAUAUUUGAGACAGCAGUGGAAAUAAUGGGAUUCAAUACCAUAACCACAGAAGAAGGUUUCCUACAGGCCUUGAAGAAAGAAAUCAACUCACGGCAUAGCAAGGUAUUACACAAUGUAAAAAAGCAACAAGAAAAGCCCACGGAUACCUGCAUUCAUAGCGCCAAAUACCUGUACCUACCACUUGCCUCAGGAAGUCUUGACUUUAAUCAACUCAAGCUCUCUGAUGAGGCGUUGGAGGAAUUACAAAGCGUUGAAAACACUUUAAAAACCGCCAAGGAUUCUUUUAAAACGCAUGUGCUAAGAAACAGGUUAAGAAGUUUUGUUGAGAACUUUGGCUCUCAUGCCCAUACGGGCCCUGUCCACUUUGGUGGGAUAUUUAAGUGGAAAGCAUCAGCAGAGGGAAUCAGCUCAGAUGAGGAAAAGGAAUACGGAAAUAUGCUUUCGGAGGCAGUGGAAAUGUAUUCCACUUCUGCCUACAACAGCAGUGGUAGUGCAGGUGGUGUGAGCAUGAUGGCAUCCGAAUUUACAACGGAAUUUUCUGAAAAAUACAAUGCUACACUUCUUAGUAAGGUGACAUUUUCUGUAAGUACAAUAGGUGGAUCACCUGGCCUUUGUUCUCUUCAACAAUGGAAAACCGACAUUGUAUCCAACACCAAGACGUGGUCUGUCAUUGAUCUAGGCACAUCAUUGGUUCCAGUAUGGGACAUUGUCAAGUUUAACCACAAGGAUGAUUUUCAAAAUACCUUGAUAGUUAGCACGCUCAAGGAGGCAUACACACUUUUGACAAACCAAAAUCCAGAUUUUUGUCUUAAAGAUAUAUUGGUCUCUGCUAACGCUAAAGCCAGGUCAGUGAUGCAAGAUAUUAAACAUUGGCAAGAAUCCGACAUGGAAAAUAAUUUAAAAAAGAUACUUGAUUUGAAACAAACGUUAUAUGAUGAAACAAAAAGCAAUUUAACUUGGAUAAACACCUGUUUAUCUCACCCAGCCCUCCAAUCAUUGUUGUCAAAUCUUGUUACAGCACCUGCCAAAACGGUGAAAAUCACAAAGCUUAUGCGGUCUAUUAUGGAGCCAAACAGCUUUGACGGUGACAGUUUUCCACAAUUCGCCUCCAUUAUGCAGUGGCUGAAUGAGUCUGAAGGAGUCCCUACUCAAUUAUCUGAUUUUAAAGAUCUCGUGAACAUCUUAUCAAAAGCAGAAGAACAUUUGAAAGUUGACUUUUCACCAACUUAUUCAGAAAUACACGAAAAAAGAAACAAAGAAAUCACACAUGCAUUUAAUUCAUUCUGCCAAUCACUAAAAAGAACAAAACUCAUCGAACAAGAGCUACUUAUCAAUUCAGUUGCUUCUGCUGUUGGCUACUGUGUAAAAGAAAAACGAUUUCAGCAUCCCCUGGAUUACGACAGAAUUGAUCAUCUUCAACGUGAACUAGAGUCAGCUUACGGAGAGUACUCAAGACUGAUGCAACAAGACGAAUCUAGAGCUCAGGCAUACGUGUUACGGACAGGUUUGUCUAAUGCAAGGACUCUUGCCGAAAAGCGAAAACAGUUCGAUUUCAUGAGAUCCCAGGUCGAAGAAACAAUGUGUGCUGAAGUUUCCCAUGUGAUUAAAUGCAGUGAAAUAGGGCCAACUGACUGGAAUAAACUUGAUAUGAUGCUGGAAUCCAUUAUCGCUGGAACUUUCAAAGAACAAACAUGUAGUUCAAAGAAAGAAUGUACGAUACAAAAUGCAGAAAUAAUUUCCCAGGGGGGAUGGAAAGAGGACACAUAUUCAAGGCAAGAAGAAUUACAAAAUAAGGCAUCUAUUCAACCACUAAGAAAUGAUGAUGAUGAUGAAAAGUUCAUGAAUCUGCUUGAAAGACUCUCGCUGAUAAAAUACUACCCCAAGGAAUUACACACAAGUAAUGUAUGUGUUAUUAACGGGUCUCCAAUUCAAACUAACCCUGAUCGAUGCACAGAACAAGAACUUGCUCUUUCUUAUCUGCAAAAACUGACGAUGAUUGACUAUCGAGCAAGAUGUGUUAGUUUUCAGUGUGAAAAUCAAAACCAAGGCAAAUUAAACAACUUAUCUCAGUCCAUGAAUACAAAUAAAAGCCCUAAUAGUGAUAGCUUCUUUUCUAAUGAUGAUGAUGAUGACGUAAUAAAUAACAGUGAUGGGCCUAGGACAAACACUGAAACCAACAUUCACCCUAUGGACUUACAAAUGGCAAUUUUCCAUUGUGGAGAUAAUUUUGUAAGGCAGUACAUUUACACCAAACUGUCAUUCAUCCAGUUUGCACUUCCGCUUUUAGUUCCAAAUCCUUGUCGUUCAGAAAUAGAAUUCCCUAUGUGGUCAUUCAGACAGAUUAAAAAGAGCUGGAAAUACCGUGAUGCAUCUACCAACGAAUGGCAAUCUAAAAACUGUGCAAUCAAUGAUGCCAACACUGCACUCGUGUCCUUCGUAAGAUUUGGUGAAUCACCUGCAUCGAAAUCUCAGAUAAUGAACUCUCUGCUCGGCAAUCAAACGCAUCGAGUUUUCUUUCAUAGGCACUGCCGAGGCAGCAGCAGGAAUGGUCAACUAAUGAAAGGAGUUGCAGAGAUCGCCUGGUAUCUUCCAGGUGGGAAGGACAAUGAUGUAUUUAAUGACUGCAUAGCAUUCACUAAUCUCCACGGAGAUGCAAGAGAACACAAAACACAGGCGAAAUUUUUACAUGAUAUUUCGUCUAUAAAUGUUAUAUUACUGUCAGAUGGUGAUCGCAAUGAAGAGGGCAAACGUAUCUUAGACGAAUGUUUGAGUUCCCCAAAGCCGCUAAUUUGCCUCUGUGCUGACAAAAAGAGAGUUUCCAGUGGAAUAUCUGGAACAAACGCGAAAAUUGCUGUCGAGAAUCGAAAUGAGGCUGAGUUAAUCGAUGAAUUGACGUCAAUAAUCAAAUCGUUUUUAGAAAAUUCAAAAAGAAAAAUGAACAUCGAAGCUUGCUCAGCUAUUGCAAGACGGUAUGGAUUCAUUGUUGAUGAAGAUGAUAAACAAUGUGAAGAGGGAAAGGAAGCAGCGAAAGUUUUGCUGAGUCUUAUACAUGACAAGCCGCUGUGUUCCAUAAAGGAGACAUUUCUGCCUCUUCAAGGGAAAUUGUGGCAGUCGUGGUGCAAGAAAGACAAAGAAUUGACUCGCAUGACGGUAAGGGGGGGGCAAAGUGUUGAGGAAUACAAAAGUAAUAUUUUAGGAGAAAAAACACGCAUUAGGAAAGCACAGCUUGAAAAAGCAUUUCCUCUUAACGAUUUUAUGAGAUCAUUGAUUGAAAUUUUGAACCAUAAGUCACGCACAGUAAAAACAUACUUCCUGCAUUGGCUACGCAUAUACUUAGAUAAUUUGUCUGCAAAUCGCUUAUCACAACUGCAUCUCACUUAUCAUCAGGCCUGGACGGCAAUAAUAGCGUUGAAAAAACAAGGUUCUAACAUUGCAAAAAAACAAUUAGAGUUGGAUAAAAUAUCAGAAGAACUUGAAGCCUCUUCCUUUGGAAUUGAUCACGUUUUUAGGGAAGUUGGUCAGAUCUACGAAGCUUCACGGACAACGCCAUCAGUUGACAAACUCCCGGCUACUUUGCCCAAGAUUGCAGCAGAAAUGAUGAUCUCUGGAUUUCCUCUUGAACUCAUGGAUGGCGAUGCUGCACAUGUGCCUCUCAUUUGGAUUAGCUCAAUCUUGGACAGAAUCAUUGAUGAAAUUGGGGACGUGAAGCUGUUUGUUAUCUCAAUACUGGGAAUACAGAGCAGUGGGAAGUCCACGCUACUGAACGCCAUGUUUGGCCUCCAGUUUCCUGUUGGCAGUGGGAGAUGCACCCGAGGGGCCUACAUGCAGUUAGUGAAGGUGGAGGCAGAGUUCAUUAAACAACUGGGAUAUGACUUCGUGCUGAUAGUCGACACAGAAGGACUGCGUUCUGUAGAGCUGUCAAAUGCAACACAUAGUCAUGACAAUCAGCUGGCAACGUUUGUGAUUGGGCUGGGAAACAUGACCGUGAUCAACAUUUUUGGAGAGAACCCUUCUGAAAUGCAAGACAUUCUACAAAUUGCUGUGCAGGCGUUUCUGAGAAUGAGGCAGGUGAAGUUAUCACCGAGCUGUGUGUUUGUCCAUCAAAACGUAGGAGAUGUGACUGCUCACAAUAAGAACAUGGAGGGAAGGAGACGCUUUCAGGAAAAACUCGAUGAGAUGACACGCAUGGCUGCAGACCAGGAGCAAUGCGCUGUUGCAUCAUUUGACGCAGUGAUCAGGUUUGACGUGAACUCUCAGAUCCGUUACUUUGCUCAUCUUUGGGAGGGAGACCCUCCGAUGGCUCCGCCAAAUCCAAGCUACUGCCAAAAUAUUAAAGACCUUAAAGAAAUGUUACUUACAAAUGCCAAAAAAGAAAACACAGUAAAUGUCUUGAAAAUAUCAGAAUUCAAAGCACGCAUUAAGGAUCUAUGGACGGCUUUGCUCGCAGAAAAUUUCGUGUUUAGCUUUAAGAACACAAUAGAGAUCGCAGCUUAUACCAAACUGGAAGAAAUGUAUGGAAAAUGGACUUGGGAACUCAGGAGUCAUGUUCUUCAGCAGGAGAACAAACUCUAUAACAGCAUUGAUAACAAUACAGAUACAAUGACACGAUUACAGAUUGAACGAAGAAUUUUGUCAAACUAUCAGGAUAUUAAAAAGAAAAUGGAAGAACACUUCAAUAGCGCAGAUGAUGCAGAAUUGUUGGUUCAAUGGAAAGUUAAAUUCGAAAAAGGAUUUGAAACCGUGAAAGAAGAGCUAGUAUUUGAUGCUUACAAAAACUACUCUGCCCUGAUGGCUCAAAAAGACAAAAAACGGAAUCUUGAUCUGCAGAGAUCAAGUUAUGAAGAUCAACUUAUUAGAAAGAGCAAGGAUUUGGCUUCAAAAUUGAGAGGAAAUACAGUAAAUGACAAAGAAUUGAAGAAUGAUUUUGAUAAAAUCUGGAAGGAGUGGAUUAAAGUGAUAAAAGACGGUAUGACCAGCCCUCCAACGCUUGAUGUAAAAAAAGAAAUUAAAAACCUUCUUUACGACGUUUACGAGAAUCAAAUUCCACACCUAGAAAAAGUGAUAUUGAACUGUCACAAAGAGGCAGAAUUUUCCGUUAAUCAAAACGAACACAUUAUGAUGAACACGAAAUGGCUUGGAUAUCGGAAUCACCAUUUUAAAGAUGAGGAUACUGAGUCAAUUAAAAAUUUAAUUACUGCCAUAAAAUACAAAGUCAGGAGCUGCAUUACCACCCAGGAGAAACAUAGAACGAAUUUCAACCCAUCCUACAUACGUGAAAUUUUUGAGGGAAUGAAUUCAGACAUACAGGAAUUUUCACAAUCCAAUAAAAGAUUUAAGCUCACAGAGAAGUUCAAAAUUUAUUUAUCUGUCCACAUAUUAGGAGAGGUUAUGGGGCGAUUUCAGAGAAUGCAUGAAAAUUUCCAGAGGGAAAACGACCCAUUAGUAUACUUUACCAGUAAGAAAGAAGAAUACUUCAACAGCUUCAAAAUUCGCUGCCAAGGAGCAACGUCCACAACUAUUUUCGUGGAUUUUUUGUGUAACAAACUGAAAGCAUCCAUUCAACAGGCAGUUUAUGAUAAAGUUUGCGUUGACAUUGCAGGCAGGAUGAAGUCCACAUUUACGGCAUUCAACGGAAAUCGAUCAAAAUUAGAAAACUACAUUCUCAUAGAUUUAGCGAAGAAGAAAGAUUUUACAGCAUUUGAUGAAUAUAUUCACCAUCCAAAAGAACACUUUCAGAAAUACAUUACGGAAUGUGUAGAAGAGUAUUGCAAGGGAAACGAUGAUGAAAUCAUUCACGAGAUGUUAAAUUCAAAUCUUGGGGAUACCACAGCUGCAAUUACUCGGGCAAUCAAUAAAGCAACUGAAAUGGAACAAGACGAGUAUGAUGCAUCUUCAUGGCUGGAUACAUUUUGCACACACCUUGAUGACGUCAUCAAGCUCCCAAGACACACUUUGGACCAAAGCGACUGCAGCGAAAUAACAGAUAUUGAAUUUUUUAAAGAAGAAUUAACAAACGGACUGAAAACCGUGGCUCAAAGAUUAAAAGAUCAAUUUUCUUUAACAUGCUUAAAUGAUUUACAAAACGUUCAGAACGAACCGCACAAAAUACUAUUUCGGCAGCUAUGUGGGUGCUGGGUGCAGUGCCCAUCCUGUAAAGCCAUCUGCACAAACACGAUGUCCAAUCAUGACGGAGACCACAGUGUUCCCAUUCACCGCCCACAGGCAGUGAGUGGAGGAUAUUGGCAUGAAACUGAUAACUUUGUCACUGACAUCUGCACUAGUUUAGUUGCCAGUAACUGCAGCUUAGUGCUUCCAGACAGGAAAAUACCAUGGAAGGAUUAUCGUACAGCCGGGCCAGAAUAUGCUUGUUGGAGCAUAACACCAGACUUAACCACACAGCCAUAUUGGAAAUGGUUUGUCUGCAAGUUCAAGUCAGACUUAGAAAAGCGCUAUAACCAAAAAUUUUCAGCCCUGGGAAAAGUCCCAUCAGAUUGGGAAUCUAUUGAAGAAGAUGAUGUUAUUAAGCAUUUAGAGAAUCUGUAGGUUGAUUAAUGAAACUACAAUUGAGCACCCUAUGUCACAGAUUAACUUAUGAAUAUGUGGCUCUGUUUCAAACUGGACAGUCUUUCAUUUUAAAUAUUUUUAAUAACAACGAACACAAUUCAUCAUCAAACAGCAACAUCUCUAAAAUGGCAUGACAUUUAACGAUCGUUACAUGCAUGCAUAUGUACAUACACUUAACUUGAGGCAUUGUGGGUGUUAUAAUAAUCUGAUCACACUAUGUAACACAAUUUUUGUUCCUGUGUAGUAAGUGUUAUUUCAUAAUUGUUUAUGGCUCAAAAGUACAGAAAAUGGCUAUUAUUCCCCACAAAUAUUGACAUUGAUAUUUUGAAAUUUACCUAUUUUCAAUGAGAAAACGGGAAAAUGUGUGUAUUUUCGUUAACAUAAAGUCAGAAAGAAACAACACAUGAAUCAAAAUGUACAUGUAUGUAUACUAAAGUAAUAAAAAAUUACUACAAAGAUUUAGAAGUGAGUAGUUUUCGAGAUUUACGAUUAUACUGCAAAUCACUUUCAAGAAUCAGCCCCCAAAUGUCUCCCAUCAUGUCUCCCAUCAUUUUCUUGUUAUACUGUCUUUGGUAGCAGCGUUCAAUGUACAAUAUAUGCUUGUGAAAGCGCUUGCAUUGCUCCUCCGAGAAUGCUCCCAUGUUCUCCUUCAAUUUAUCAAGAUGAGCAUCAAGGAUAUGCAUUUUGAGGGACAUCCUACAGCCCAUUGUGUUGUGGUUCUUCACCAGAGUUUCAACCAGCUCCACAUAGUUUUCGACCUUGUGAUUGCACAGGUAUCCACGAAUCACUGCAGCAAAGCUGUUCCAAGCCGAUUGCUCCUUACUUCUUCGGGAAUUCAUUGCACUCCAGUUUUAUUUUUUUAAACAAAUUUCAUAACAUAAAAUUCCGAGCAACAAUUAUCCAUCUUACUCUGCAGAGUUUUUUUGCAUUGCUCGCAGGUGAAAUGAGGUGUGCUGGGUUUGUCUUGAUCCCAGACAGGCAUGCCAAAAUAUGCCUUGUAGACCUCACACAUCUUAGUAGACGCUUCCACAGAGUACAUUUUCGCUCUUGUCUUUAUAAAUUGGCCGCAGACAUAGAAAAAUGCGUCUGCCGGACGCUUGCAGCCUCUUGAUGCAUCUCAGAAAAAUGCAGAUAUGUAUCCACGUAGGCAGCUGGAACUAAACUGAACUGGUAGGCUUACAGCCCCUGUAUUUAUAAUAUUUAUAUUACUGGAAAGUUCUAGAAUUUUCUAGAAGUUACUCCAAGUUUACUCAGUACUGUAUCUAUCUGGAAUGUUCUGGAAAAUAAGUAAAUUUCAAAAUAUCAAUGUCCUGGUCAAAAAAGCAAAGUUUUUGGAGAAUAAUCAAUUAGGAAAUACCAUUUACUGCCCAGGAACAAAAAAAAUAUUAUAGUGUUAUCUACCAAUUACGUGAAUUUUUUAGUGCAAAAUUAAUAUAUGCAUGUUUUCAAGAAAUCCAUAAAGAAAUAUCUACAAUCAUUUCCAAUGUGUUUAUUCCUCUAUACUCUUGUUUUGUUUAAACGUGCAUUUUGUUUGUGAUGCACUUCAAAUGUAAAUACAAAAUUAAUAAUAGAAAUGUUAAUGAAAGUGGUAAAUUACACAUCAGCUAACUACGUGCUUAAUAUUAAAUUGUGUUUCUACUUUAACAUUUUUUAUUGAAAUCUAAAAUCAAUAUUGCAUAUUUUAAUGGUAAGUUUGUGCUUCAAGUUCCCACAAAUACUCACCAGCCUUGCGCUUUCUUCUUCAUGUUGGUGUCUGACCCCUAUUUCAUGAGGCAGAGCCUUCUCCCAUGGGUACUCUCUUCUAGAGCUUUGUGCUUCAAGUUCCCACAAAUACUCACCAGCCUUGCGCUUUCUUCUUCAUGUUGGUGUCUGACCCCUAUUUCAUGAGGCAGAGCCUUCUCCCAUGGGUACUCUCUUCUAGAGCUUUAAUCAGCUGCCCAUCCCCUCUAAUGAAUGCCCAAGACUGGUAUUUUGCCUCUCACGAUUGUUCCUUUCAGACUUUUAUGUUCAUCCAAAAUUGCUUCAGCAUGAGCAUAAUAAUAUAUUUCCAUGGGAUAGCAUAUGGCCAUUGGAAGUCAAAUGCAAAGCUGAAAAGUUCCAAUAUUAUCAAGUAUUCCGUUCUCAGCAUGGAUAUCUGCCAAAUAUAACAUUUAAGUAAAUGUUGAAACAUCGUUACAGGUAACUUCAUAUUUUCUGCUUAUUUCCUUUUGCAGCAGCAAUUCUGUUUUGCUCAAUGCCAUUUUGCCAUUAAAAUAAUAUCACCAUAACGCACAAUUCAUUAGUUUGCUUUCCAAAUAUACGUUCAGACCCAUCAAUAACACAUAUCUGAGUUAAUACAACACAAUUUCAGCAAGCCUCCGGGUACUGUAAAUCCAUAAUGUGAACAAAUGCUUCCAAUGACUGGAAAGGCACCACAUGGGACACACAAAUUAGCUGGGUUUACAAGGCUCAUAAAAUGUACUAAAUUAAACAACAUUGUACUGAUCAACACCAUUCACCCCCACAAACCAUCAAGAAGACCAACGUAGCACUCAUGUUGUGGUGCAUUUCACUACUGUACUGACGAUACACGAAUGUCAAACCAUUUUCAGUCAACUAAGAAGAGUGGAUAUUUAUCUGGGCAGACAUUGGAAGUGACGGUGGCUUAAUAAUGAUGACGGUCAAAAUCAAACUGAGGAAGAAUUUCAGGGAAAAGAGCACGACGGCGAAAUAUGACUAGGACAAACUCCAGAGCCGACAGAUGGCAGAAAAUUAAGCAAUGAUUUGAAUAAGGUUUGCACCAUGACUAAUGUUAGCGCUACAUUAAGUUACGAAUGAUUCCAUGUAAUAUUUCAAUAAAGGGCCAAAAUAUGUUAUUAACAAGGCUCGGGAGUUAAAACAGGCCUGGGUGACUAAGGGGGGCAAGUGCCGAAGUGAUUAUUCAUGGAAUUUGAAAUCCAAGAGACCUGCUGGAGAAGACGAAAGAAUGAUAAAUCAAACACUAAAUAGCCCUGUCAAAACUGCCAAUGUAAACAUACAAAAUAAGGUCAAAAUCUGUGCAAUUCAUUCAACUAUUUUUUUCUCGACAGAAAUAGAAGAAAGCUCUUGAGACUUUUAGGAAACUCAUCAAAUAGAACCAGUCAAGUAAAUCAGCAACAUAAGAUAUAUUUAGCAACUUCUUUUCAAAGAGUAACACAAAUUUACGCGAUCUAACCCAAAACAACUCUAUUAUGGAAAAUAUUGGUCGCAAAGGCAUACGUGUUAAACUGAGUAACACAAACAGGCAGCCAAUAUGACUCCCUACAAUAUCAAUGUUGCUGAAAUGAUGUGCUUCCAAAAUGUCGUGUCGCUGAUGGGAUGUGAAAAAACAUUUGUUGAAUGUUCAUGUUGAGGUUCAGAUAUUGGAGAGAUGUGUAUUGUGACCCUAUUCAUUUAGGAACUUUUAUUCGAUUAAUGAUGUUAUGAUACAAAGACAAUUGACAGUAAGGUUGGCAGCAUGCUGUGAAAUAUCUGUCUAAGACCAGAGGAACUUAUUAACCACAUUUUCUAGGUCACAGUCGAAGUUGAGAGAGGUUGGCCAAUGAUCAACAUCGUGCCUAAGACGUAAAUAUUAAAUGCAUACAUGUAGAUCACAAGAGACUCAUGAAGGUGGAAUCGGUUGAUACAUUACUGGCACACCAACAACAUUACAAGUUAAAUAAACAAAACUCACAUUCGUAGUCUUCAACCCUUAUGCACUCUUUAUCUCUGACCUCUGUUUGUGCUAUGAAAAAGUGUCGUUAUCACAAAUAAUCUGUUUUAUAUAGAUACAAAUGUGUAUUUAUGGCAGUGCUAUUGCUUUUUUAAGCUGAACGUUCAGUAACUGAUGAUAAUGACGAUAACAACAUUUUCAUACGUGGACAUAUAAUCGCACAGGUUGGUAAAUGUGAAUAAAUAAUAACAGUUUUGCAUACAUUCAAUACAAUUUCUUCGUUUGAUGCAUCGAAGUCAAUAUGAUGUAUGACUUGAGGAGAGGACUUGUGUAUUAGAAUGUUUUUAGGUGAUAUCCAGAGAAGCGUAUUAGCAAAUAUUGUCCACGCUGCCUACUCAUCUUCCUUUCCUCCAGAUCCAUUGUCAGUUACUGCAAAGUCUACAUUAUUUUUUACACCACUAUUUGCAUAGCAUGAAGAUGGUUUAACCAAUGAAAAAAACUGCAUAUUAAGUGGAACAUAUCAUACAAAUCAAUGGACAAAAGCAAACAACUUUAAAAUGUAAAUGCUGAGUGGAAACCGAAUCAACAAAACGACAAAUGCAGAGGUCCUAUAAAUACCAACGAAUAUGCUGAGAUCAAUAAGUAGAACAACACAUCCAUCAUCUGGGCAUUGUUUGGAAUCCAGGCGGCAGGAAGACCUCACUUUGAAGGGAUGAGGAAGGCGAUGAAGAAAACGACAUAGAUGGAUUCAUAAAAGCAACGAAUAAAAGUGGCAUCAUUGCUGACGAAUGCUUCAGAAGGGUAGAGGAGAGGAAAGAUCAAGUUCUACAACUGCCAACCGCUUCCAAAGACAUCACAAGUAAUUGACUUUUCACAUAAUUAUUUAACACGAAGCUUCAUAUUUUACAUUAACAACUUUAAGUUAUUUGCGUCUAUUGCCAAUUUGGUCAUUGAAGAAAAGGUGCAUGAGCAAUUGGGAGUCGUUCUGGAAUUUGAGUUGUUAUUUUCGAUCGCAUGCAGCUUUAUAUAUACAUAAAGAUGAUACAAUCUGAAUACAAUACAGGAAUAUAUUGCACAUCUUUAAGUCAUAUUUGCAAAGUGGAGUGUUGGCAUCGUGCUUUGCUAUCUACCAUAUGAUAUUUGUUAUCUGUAUAUCUUAUAUCUUUGGGGAAUAAGAAUCUGAUUUAAAUAAUAUGGUUGGUAUUCUAACAACCAAUGAACUAAUGAUUGUUUGGAUGUCGCAUUUUUUUUGUUAAGCUAUCUGGAUUGUGUAAUGUUUAUAAUGCUGAAGAGGUCACAGUUAUUUUUAUUAAUUAAUAUUUGUGUGUGUUCCGGAGCAUGAGCAUGAUAUAGUGGCUGUGCAACUAGAUAUAAAACAU